UGAGGAAGCCGAAGCAGGAGCGACAGCGGCGGAGGCGGCGGCGCCGAGAAGGGGCGCGAGGGCCGCCGGCGCCGCAGUAGCCGUUUUCGCCGCGCUCCCGAGGAGGCCGCGUGCGGAGAGAGCCGCCGGGGCCGCUGCACGGGACGGGCUCUGCGCCAUGGACUCGCGGGGGCCGCCCGCCGGGGUCGCGGCCGUGCCGCCGCCCGCGCACCCGCCGCCUCAGCCGCGGGAGUACAAGCUGGUCAUGCUGGGCGCCGGCGGCGUCGGCAAAAGCGCCAUGACCAUGCAGUUCAUCAGUCAUCGUUUCCCAGAAGAUCAUGACCCCACUAUUGAGGAUGCUUACAAAAUGCGAAUAAGGAUUGAUGAUGAACCUGCUAAUCUGGAUAUCUUGGACACGGCAGGCCAGGCCGAAUUUACUGCCAUGAGGGACCAGUACAUGAGGGCAGGUGAAGGAUUCAUCAUCUGUUACUCAAUCACGGACCGCCGAAGCUUCCAUGAAGUGCGUGAGUUCAAGCAGCUUAUUUACCGUGUUCGGCGGACGGAUGAGACUCCAGUUGUCCUCGUGGGGAACAAGUCUGAUCUAGCCCAGCUUAGACAGGUCUCGAAAGAAGAAGGCUCUGCCCUGGCACAAGAAUUUGGCUGCCCUUUCUUUGAAACUUCAGCUGCUUUUCGCUACUACAUUGAUGAUGUGUUUCACACACUUGUCCGUGAAAUCCGGAGGAAGGAGAAGGAAGCCGUCAUGGCUUUGGGGAAGAAAUCUAGGCCCCGAGCGAGUGUGUGGAAAAGGCUGAAAUCUCCGUUCCGGAAGAAAAAGAAUUCUGUGACAUGAAUAGAAAACUUCCUUCAGCCAAAGAACUGCACGGAGCACGAGAGAACCAAGGCAGCCCUCGAGCCUUGUGCUUGUUUCUGCUGACUGUAUUAAUUGAAAUGCUGUGGUGUGUUUAAAAAUUUGGAGUAAGAUUCCUCAGUGAAGCAGUUUUACCCUGGCCUUGAGACUUGUCGCACUGCAGCGUGUCCUUCAAAUUUCCAUUAAUACGUCUCUUGCUGAAGAAGACUUGGCAAAAGGUGCUGUUCCAGAGGGCCAUGCAAAUAAGUACAAAACGUGUAACCAGCUUGCUUGCCCACCCACCCAUAUUUCAUGCCUCUCAGGGUGGGUCAAGAGUUGAUCGGACAUUUGUUGUUGCCAGUCCCCUUGAAUUUGCGUGUCCUUGUAUUCAGAAGGUUAGAAACUGAGUUCAAAUUGUGGGAGUGUGCUAUAAAACAGUAAAAUGGUCAGAUCUUUUUAUCAUGUUUUUCUGCUCAGUUGUUAGGUUCCUCUUGGGUUGGGAGCAGGCAGCAGAAUAUUGCAAGCGAACCAUUGAAACAGAGUGCACCUUUGACGAUUAAUCUUGCCUAGUCGUGUGGCCUAUUAGACCAGCUUCUAAGAGUGUGCAGUUCCUGCUGUCACUGUACUUAUACACUCCAUAGGUGUAAGCGAUUCUGUUUCACAACUUUCUAAUACUGUUUUACUUUUUACAGAAAAAUGUUACUGGUUUUCCCUCCCAUGUGUGCGUAGUGGCGGGAGGGAAGUAGAUUGUGAAGGAUUAACUGCAUGUAAUUUGCACCACUUUCCUGAGGCUGUGAUCCUGAUACCGUAUAUAGAAAACUGCAGGACGAGCCAUCUUUUGGGAAGUUCCCAUGUCUCCUUUUGUGGAAUGAGGUUUAUAGGGAGGCAGUUGAACUGGGAAUAAUGGUGGAAUGUGGAAGUUGGAGACUGGUUGGGUCAAGUGGCACUUCUUGCAAUGUGGUCAGUGAGAAAUCAUGGCUGGAAAUGGAUUUUCUGAUGCUCGGCGAGCCGUUCGGUGGCAGCGCGUGUAUUUUGCAUGGGGCAGGCCCAGGACUCACUGCUGGAAUCCCCACCUUGCGGAAGGUUUCCGGCAGCCGGGCUGGGAAUGCCCCCCGUGGCUGGAGGGCCGUUGGUACUCAAAGAGGACGAUGCUGGGCCAGGUAGAUAAAUGAAGGGUCUCAUUCAGAACUGAGCUGCACAUACUUGCAGAACAGUCCUUGGGUUUAGUUUAAGGUGUGUGGGUCACGCUUUGAGCACGUGCGAUGAGCAGUGCACAGUUGCAUUGGUGCCAGUAGUCAGGGAAUGGUUUUUGUAAUGUGACAUUUUGCGGUGCAGAGGAACACUUACAAGGGAGGGUAAGAGGAGGUGCUCUUCAGGACUCAAUCCUAUACUUGAAAUGUAGCAAAUGAGACAGGGAAGCCCAUGCCAUUUCUGGCAACUUUCCUGCACUUUCCUCAUGCAAGAGGAGUGCUUUGGGAAGUUACAAUGUCUGAAUUUGACACCUAGGUGCCAUUCCAAAAUCUCCAAGCCAGUCUUUAAAAAAUAGUAUUUUGGUGUCAAGAAUAUGCAAUUCUUCGUUUUAGAAAGCCAAGUGCCUCUGGCUUAAGCAUAAUAACUCUUGGCAGGUUUCAGCCCUGGCUCCAUUCUUUUUUGGGUGUUGGCCAUGAUACUAGUGUGUGGUAGUUUUUGGGAAGUAAAGUUGGAUGGUUUAAAGAGGGAAAAGGUUAGGACAAAAACCAGUCAGCUGGAUACAUCAAGAAUUUAGAUUUCCUGCCAAGUUUUUCUGCUUGCUGUCUCAUCUAAAGAGAAAUAAUUAAACUUGUUACUUCAUAGAAAAUUAAACAAGCAAUAAUAAAAUAUUGGCAUUUAUUAAGUUCUUCUGGCUUAAUAUUUUAAUGCCAAAUAGUAUCAAUUAUAGCAUUUUUAAAUAUAUAUAUCUUAGCAGCAUUACAGACUCUUCUGAGCAUCAGCUGGUGAUGGGAGAAUCACAUUCCAUUUAGCAAGAAAGAUUUUGAAUGUAUUCUAUUGACUGUAGCAAUAUAUGGUGUAUUUAUAUUAGUGAAUUAACUUAAUGAACAGGGCUGGCUUACAUUCCCUACCUACUAAUCUAGGAGCAGAUUAAAAGUAUAAUUUAAUGUGUUUUGAUUAGUGUUGGAUUAAAUACUGUUGGAAUCUGGUGGAUAAAUAACAAAUAUAUGAAUAUUUUAGUUCAGCCUUCCCCUGCAGAUGUUUUCCUGUCAGACCCAAACAACUGUCAGGAGUGCGCAGAAGUGUAGGUGAGAACAUUGGAAGCCCCCAGGUCCGGGAAGGCUGGGGUAGUUCAGGGGACGGUUGGGCAAGAAAAGAGAAAUAAUUUGCUUUAAUGUUCAAGCUCUCUCAUCUUCAAGUCAAGAUUACUUGAAACAAAAGGGUAAUGAUUGCAAUUGAUUCCGAACCUGCAGCUUAACUGGGUGAAGCUAGACACCUGCCAUUUUGGGAAAGGGCAAACGGUUGUGCCUUAAAUUCAUGCUUCUGCAGAAUUCAGUGUUGUGUGGUGCUAUGUGUGAGCCCCUCUCAUCCCAAUGACAUCUGAAUAGUAAGCACUUUCCUGUGGUCACAAUUCUGUUUCACUUAUACAUUUGAACACAACAAAUGCAGAUUGUAUUCAAUAUAAUAAAUAAUUAGUUUUUAAA
This is a messenger RNA of Varanus komodoensis (Komodo dragon), 3498 nucleotides long. RefSeq names its product Ras like without CAAX 1 (gene RIT1). Gene Ontology annotation, molecular function: GDP binding; GTPase activity; calmodulin binding. The transcript is spliced from 5 exons. The record is from RefSeq and is a predicted model, not a curated record. Bases 158 to 829 code for a protein of 223 amino acids. Lineage: Eukaryota; Metazoa; Chordata; Lepidosauria; Squamata; Varanidae. Gene Ontology annotation, cellular component: plasma membrane. Gene Ontology annotation, biological process: Ras protein signal transduction.